AUGACUCCUGUCGCUCUGGCGUUACUGGCAGCGUGUCCGGUCAUCGCGCAGGACGUCGCGCCCAAGGCCGCUAGCCUGUUAGUCCGCGACGACGACUACCUCAACUCGGUGUGCUCACCCAGCAAGUUUGACGAGUCGGCCGGCGUGCCGCCUUGCAUCGACAUCAUCAGCAUCGAGGCUGCCUGCGCGCCCAACGGCACCUCGUCGCUGGCCCUCGAGGCCCACGCGCAAUGCAUGUGCGGCGGCUCAUACUUCUCCGAGUGGCUCGGCUGCCGGCAGUGCCUCUACGUGCACGCUGGGCUGACGGAGCGCAACCUGACCUACUGGAAGGACGUCAUAACGACCGCGAGCAACCUGCUCUGCACCGGUACGCCCACGGCCGCCUUCCAGCCCCUGUUCAACAGCGCCCAGGCUGCGGCGACGGUGCCGACGACGGGUGGCACCGCGCUGAGCGACAUCAAGUCUGGCGACUCGGCCGUGACCCUGUACUACACCGCCAGCGGCAACGCCGGGCCCGGCAAGAUCACCGGCAGUGCCACGGCUGCGACUGCCACCGGGUCUACGCAGACCACUGCUGCCCCCAAGUCGUCGUCCAAGAACGCCGAUUCUGGUUCCGCGUCCACCACUACCCGCGCAUCCACGACAACAGGUUCGAGUUCUUCAAAUUUCGCGGCGCCGACGGGAGCAACUGCUAAGAACAUGUUUCUGGCGGUGGCUGGAGGAGCAUUGAUGGCUGCAUUGUAA
Molecule: messenger RNA, 744 nt
Organism: Neoarthrinium moseri
Lineage: Eukaryota; Fungi; Ascomycota; Sordariomycetes; Amphisphaeriales; Apiosporaceae
Exons: 1
Coding region: 1-744 (247 amino acids)
Source: RefSeq, a predicted model, not a curated record